CCUCUCUUUCUUUGCUUUCCUCUUUCUCAACUUUUCCUUAACCCUUAAGUCUUCUUUGUCUCUCUCUCUCCCUCUCUCUCUCUCUCUCUUCACCUCCUUCCUCUUCAUAUCUUUCCAAGCGCCAGAGAUCGAGGCAAGAUCCCUAAAAUGGCUGAUGCAGACACUUGCACCAAGAAACAGGGCCUGAUCUCGGAGCGAAACCCAGCGAGGACGAGUAAGUUCUUCACCCACUUCCUGUUCAAAGCCCUCAUAGUUGCAGUCUUCCUUGUGGUCCUCCCUCUAUUCCCUUCACACGCCCCUGAGUUCAUAAACCAGACCGUGCCCAACAGAAGCUGGGAGCUUCUCCACAUUGUGUUUGUGGGAAUUGCGGUUUCUUAUGGCCUCUUUAGCAGGAGAUCGAACGAGGAGGCUGAGAAAGAGAGUGGCGGCCCCUCUAAAUUCGAUAGUGCACAGUCCUAUGUGUCUAGGUUCCUUCAUGUGUCCUCUGUUUUCGACGAGGAAGCCGAUAGCCCGUCUGGGUCUGAUGAGAACAGAGUCCAGACGUGGAGCAGUCAGUAUUUUAGGAACGAGCCCAUGGUGGUUGUGGCUCCAGAAAGCGCUUCUGCUGAUGAGGAGAUAGGUAUGAGUUCCAGGAUUGGCGAAAAGCCGUUGCUUUUGCCUGUUCGGAGCUUAAAGUCGCGGGUCGCAGACGAUUCUAGCGAUACUGCUGAUGAGCAUAGUGGCAUGUCUAACUCUUUCAGUAGGUCUAGUUCCAAUUUUGGCUCGAAGAGGGUUUCGAAGAGCUCGAUCAAGAAGAGGAAAGGACCGCUUGUGGAUUUGGAUCUCGUCGGACCAGAGGAGAAUUCUAAGGAGAAUAACGUCGUCCUGCCGUCGCCGAUUCCAUGGCGAUCGAGAUCAGGACGAAUGGAAGUGAAGGAGGAUAUAGACAUUCCUUCGAUGGAGGAAUCCGAGACCAAUCUACACGAGGCUCGGCCCUUUAGGCCUCAAACUUCACGGUCAUCUCGACCCAAUUCCGCUACCGCGUCCCCAAAGCUGUCGCCUUCGCCGUCCUUAUCUUCACCGAGGAAAUUAUCUCCAUCACCUUCUCUAUCCUCGGAGUCGCAAACAAAAACUCCGGAGGACUUGGUGAGGAAAAGGAACUCUCAUAAGUAUUCUUCUCCUCCGGUCCCUCCACCACCCCCACCGCCACCUCCUAUGAAUUUCAGAUCGUCGUCCAUGAAACUGAAUUCGAGUUUGAGCUCUCAGGUCAAUGGAAUUUCAUACGAGAAGGACAUGAGAAGGAGCUUCUCCUGUGAGUACAAGGACACGAAUGCAAGCAACAGGGAAAUUCCAAUGAGGAAAGCCAACUCAGGUACCUGGAAAGGAAAAGACACUAGAGACUAUUACCCGAACGAAGAGGCAGAAACAGAAUUCGAAGAUGAUUUGGUGAACCCACCGAGGAGAAAGACUGUGGGAUUCAAUCAAAUUCCGUUCGCGACUGACAAAUGGACCCCCGAGAGCACGGUGCAGAAGCCGUAUUCCCGGGAAUCUCCAAAGGAAGGGAGGCCGGAAUUCCUUGAGAAGAUGAUCGUGGAAUCCAACGAAGAUUCAGAGAGCGAGGAAGAUGCCUUCGAAGGGGCUUUGUGCAACGAUCAAGUCGAAGCCGAUUCGAGCAGCAUCAGCGACGGAGGACCAGACGUGGACAAGAAAGCCGACGAGUUCAUAGCUAAAUUUAGGGAGCAGAUAAGGCUUCAGCGGAUCCAGUCGAUCAAGAGAUCGAGUGCGGAGAUCAGUAGGAACGCUUCUAGGUAGAUAUUAACUUGAGGACCCCUCCGCUUAUCGAGGCGUACAACGCAAAGUAUUUUCGAUGUUGUUCUGCGAUUUUUCUUUCCUUUUUUUCUCACCGACCUCGGUUUCAUGUUUGAAUUUGCUUAUAUGCUCUACUUUAAAGGCAUGGCAGUGGUUUGAACUUAGAGUGCAGUGUAGAGAGGAGGAUGGUCAUGGAAUGGAAUCGUUUCCUUGUUUAACUCCUGGUUAUGAUCUGAUCUUUUGGCCCUUUGCUUGUAAAAGCAGGGCAGGUUCAUGGCUGCAGUUGAA
Molecule: messenger RNA, 2076 nt
Organism: Rhodamnia argentea
Lineage: Eukaryota; Viridiplantae; Streptophyta; Magnoliopsida; Myrtales; Myrtaceae
Exons: 1
Coding region: 148-1791 (547 amino acids)
Source: RefSeq, a predicted model, not a curated record